UCAGUUCUUCGCAGGCAGGUGAUCCAAGUAAAAAUAAAUACCAACUAAUAUUAUUUUGUUCCAUGGGAUGGAGCGUUGGCAAAUCGGCAAAUCGAAAUGUUUUAGAGUAGCUCCGUCACAUUCUGCCAAGUGAAGUCGCGUUGGCAUCAUGCCUAAGGCAAAUGAAGAGGGACGAUGUUGGAGUAGGAGGACAGGGUUGGAGAAGAAAUUGAUAAUUGGUGCCUCAGUGCUCGCCGCUAUAGCCCUUAUACUUUUCUUGAUAUUCGCUUUACAGAAGUCCUGUGAGGUCGCCGAAGAAGAAUGCAACACCAAGAGCUGCGUGAAGGCAGCAGCGGAGCUAUUAGAAUUCGUGGACCUCAAGGCUGACCCAUGUCACAACUUCUACAAAUUCUCGUGCGGAUCGUUCUUCAAAAACGCCGUGAAAAAAGACACCCCCUCUCCAUGGACUUCCACGAGAACCCUCUUCGAGAAUGAGAUGAAAGGACUGGUCGUCGAUCCCAUAGGAGACAGAGAUUCCAACGCCCACGUUCUGAUGAAGAAGUUCUACCACGAGUGCAUGAACACCACCAAGAUAGAGGAGGAUGGUGAUGACACCUUCAUGGACGCCAUCGACGAGCUAGGUGGAUGGCCCUUGAUCAACGGUACCGACUGGGAUGGCAAAGAUUUCAACUGGGCCGAUUGGUACAUAAAAGCGAAACAGUUGGGUCUUCCCGUGAUCGGGUUCUUCCAUUUUGAUAAAGCUAGUCCGGGUGUUCUGAGGGUUAGAGGACCAUUUUUGGAUUCAGAACAUUAUUACACCACAACAAGUUUCAAGAGGCUCAUGAAAGGAAUAUCUGAAGCAUUCGAUGCCCCUCCAAAAACCAAGGAUUACCAAGAUGUUCACCACUUGAUCAACGCACUAUACAGACAUAGAUAUGAACUAGAUUCUAUGUUUGAAGAUGAUGACGACGAAGAUGAUGAUGAUGCUGAUGAUAAUGACGACAAUGACGAUGAUGACGCGGAUGAAAAAGAAAAUGCGGAGGAACCUUCCACUAUAGCCAAUUUAACAGACAUAUGUCCCAACGUGCCUUGGCUAGAUAUCCUGAAUGGAAUUUCGGGAAAUUCUUCACAGUUCGACAACUCUUCCAAGGUUCAUUUUCGAGAGGAGCAUAUGCUGAAAUACUGCACGAAAUUGGAUACUUUGCUGAAGGACACAAAACCAGAGGUGAUUGCGAAUUACUACAUAUGGAGCAUAAUUCACAAUGCCCAUAAAUACAUGAGUAGAGACAUCAGAGGAGUGUACGAAGACAUCGAUGAUGAUGACGAUGACAGGUUCAAAACUUGCUACAAAUCGAUCGAUGAAAGGUUCGAAUACGUCAAAGAAACGGUUUACAUAAGGAGGAAAACAUUUCCGAAGGUGAAGAGGGAUCUUUUCGAAAUGAUCGAAAUAAUAAAGAAACUUUUCGUCGCUCGUCUGAAAAAAUGCGAUUGGAUGGAUGAGAAGUCAAAGGCUAUGGCUCUGAAGAAGGCCGAAAGCAUAGAAAAUCUGGUGGGAGCCGAUGACGACCUGUAUGACGUUAAGAAGUUUGACAAAAUUUUGGGUUUGGAUGAGUUCAACUUCACAUCCGACAAUCUUUUCAAAAUGUACCAAGAGAAACUAGUCAAAGAGGAUCACAGCUUCUUCGAUAAGCUCGAUGAUGAAGACGAUGAUGAUUGGCCAACAUUCUUUGAGAAUGCCGUAGAAGUAAACGCAUUCUUCCUCUUAUCUGCUAAUGUUAUGGUGAUUCCUGCACCCAUCCUGACAUCCAUCUUCUACAACUGGAAGUUCCCAGCUUCUAUGAACUACGGGGCUAUGGGCAGUACAGUUGGUCACGAAAUAAUGCACGGUUUCACCGAAUCUUCCCGUGAAUACCUCGUUGAUGGCGAACCUGUGGACUGGUGGACGAACGCCACCAAAGAAAAUUACGACAAGAAGAUACAGUGCAUCAUAGACGAAUACGAGAGCAUACCAUUCAAGUACAGGCUGAACGGGACUCUGACGCUGGAAGAGAACAUAGCUGACUUCGUAGGCGCCGACAUUGGUUACGAGGCUUACAAAAUGUGGGUCAAGAAACAUGGCGUAGAGAGAAAAUUGGCAGGAGUACCCUUGACACCAGAACAGAUCUACUGGGUUCAGACGGCGACCAAUUUCUGCUUCAGGAAACUCGACGACAACGACGUAGACUUUGAGGAAGAAGACGAGCAUGGAAUUCCGGCUUUUCGAGUCCAGGGUCCUGCCAGACAUUCCGUUCACUUUGCGGAAGCCUUCAACUGUCCCUUGGGCACUUUCAUGAACCCAAAAGACAAAUGCCAGAUUCUCUGAUUGGUUCAUUGUCCAUGAUUAAAUUUUUCCAAAUUGCCAUAAUUGAUUUAAUGUGAAAACCUAUUUUCAACAGUAUUUUUCACGAAUCUUGCCCGGUUCGAU
Coccinella septempunctata (seven-spotted ladybird) is the source of this 2443-nucleotide messenger RNA. Its product is annotated as endothelin-converting enzyme homolog. Gene Ontology annotation, cellular component: plasma membrane. The record is from RefSeq and is a predicted model, not a curated record. Bases 149 to 2341 code for a protein of 730 amino acids. The transcript is spliced from 10 exons. Gene Ontology annotation, molecular function: metalloendopeptidase activity. Gene Ontology annotation, biological process: protein processing. Lineage: Eukaryota; Metazoa; Arthropoda; Insecta; Coleoptera; Coccinellidae.